This is a messenger RNA of Sycon ciliatum, 3057 nucleotides long. Its product is annotated as CUGBP Elav-like family member 3-B. Gene Ontology annotation, molecular function: mRNA 3'-UTR binding. The coding region runs from base 187 to 1395 and encodes 402 amino acids. Lineage: Eukaryota; Metazoa; Porifera; Calcarea; Leucosolenida; Sycettidae. Gene Ontology annotation, cellular component: ribonucleoprotein complex; cytoplasm; nucleus. Gene Ontology annotation, biological process: regulation of alternative mRNA splicing, via spliceosome; mRNA splice site recognition. The transcript is spliced from 11 exons. The record is from RefSeq and is a predicted model, not a curated record.
GACGUCCACGCUGUGUGUCUUGUUCGCAUCUGAAACUGUGCUUGCUGCUGGUGGCGGCACAGAAGUGCGAAGUAAAGUACACUUUCAUUUCUUGUUUCGUACAUCUAGCAGUUCAGUUCAGCUCAUACCUUCGCUCUGCCGGUUCUUAUUUUCUUCUUCUCGGACGACUGUGAACCACCGUCAAUAAUGCAGUCCGUACAGAGUCAGCUCGAAGGAGUAUCUCUCUCCUCGCCCUCUGCUUCAACUAAUGGAUUAUCAAAUGGAGACCACAAGCCAGGGGUUCUCCAAGAGCCAGUGAAGCUCUUUGUCGGCCAGAUACCGCGGUCCUACUUUGAGAAAGAACUUCAACCGAUAUUCUCCGAGUUUGGAACUAUCGUGGACUUGAAAGUCCUCAAGGACCGGGUUACAGACCAUCAUAAAGGAUGUUGCUUCCUAACAUAUGAGAACAAGGACAGCGCGGACAAGGCCAUAAAGGCUCUCCAUGACGUUCGCCAACUCCCUGGUAUGGCGCGCCCUUUGCAGGUGAAGCCAGCGGAUAACAAUGAAACAAAACCAGAGGAGCGAAAGCUUUUUAUUGGCAUGCUCUCUAAGAACAGCGUUGAGAAAGACGUGCGCGAGAUACUUUGCCCGUAUGGAACGGUCGAAGAGUGCAAUGUGCUACGUGACGACAAGGGUGUCAGCAAGUCGUGUGCAUUUGCACGCAUGGGGUCCAAGGAGGAGUGCCUGUCUGCCAUCAAGGGACUGCACAAUGCCAGGACAAUGGUGGGUGCCUCCUCACCUAUAGUCAUCAAGUUUGCCGACUCUGAGCGCGAGCGUACCGCAAGAAGGCUGCACCGCAACAUGAUCAGCUUUGGCAUGAUGAACCCCUUGGCCCUAGCAGCCGUCAACGGCGGACAUGGAGCUAUGGCGGCCUAUGCACAUCAGAUUGCACAGUCGAUGUUAUUCCAACCCAACCCAUUUUCAGGCGGACAUGCGCAAGCACUUGGUGGACCGAGUAAUGACCAGCUACUAGCGCAGUAUUCUGCACCAGGAGCAGGCGCUGGCGUAGUUCCUAACUUAGCACUGUACCAGAACUUACUGGCCCGACAGGGUAUUCCCAACCCAACUGCCUUCCAACAUCAGCAGGAAGGACCUGACGGCUGUAACUUAUUUAUUUACCAUAUUCCCGCUGAAUAUCGCGACGCGGACCUCAUGCAGCUGUUCUCCAAUUUUGGUGUAAUUCUCAGUGCCAAGGUCUUCAUCGAUAAGCAGACGAAUCAGAGUAAAUGCUUCGGUUUUGUGAGUUUUGACAACCGUCAGUCUGCAACACUAGCUAUUUCGUCAAUGAACGGCUUCCCAAUUGGCACCAAGCGCCUGAAAGUGUCCUUGAAGCAAGCAAGAGAGCGCAGAUACUAGCUCCCGUCCUACUGUCGCCGAAGAUUGCGCUGCGUAGUCCGGUAGUUCUCGCUUGGUCUGCGUCCUGUGACUCGGCGACAAAACGUGUAGUAGGUGUUGUGGUUGUGUUUUUUCUAGAGCGGGACCAAGGGCCCCCUCUCCUACCUUAUAACCACCCCGCCAUCCUAUCCGAUCGAGGUCUCUUAAAAUCCAGUUUAAACGUAUCCGCUACCUUAUGAUUUGCGCUGUGAGCCAAAUUCGCUGGGCUCCUGAACGGUAUCCAAUUUUAAAAUCUAUAUCCAAACUAUUUAUGAGAAGAAACAGAUUGAGGAACCUAGGUGUGCUGAAUGAAUUAUUUCAUCGCUCCGUACUCCUUUUCACCUUUCUAGCCCCUUUUUAGCCUCCAUCCCAACACAUGGCAACUCAGCCGCCCCUAACGGGUUGUUCAGUAGUAGAUGCUACUUGUUUGCAGUUGCAAGCAAUGUCCACGUCUCAUCGUCCCAAUGGUGAAUUAGCUACAGGCCUAUGAUGCUACAGUGACUACCUAUCUUCCUCCUAUUAGCACUCAAUUGCUCACUGGCACACAACAAGCGCUUGGCUGGUGUGUUGGCAGCCAACACCGCCCGCCACUAUGUUUACGGUUUCCAGGCUCAGGCAUGGCCCCAAACAUUGCCACCUCCUGUAUCUCUCAGUGUGUUGUCCAACAAACCCGGGUAAGAGCCAGUCCCUUGCCAGACCCUCCCCUGAUUUGUUUUACCUCUCUCUGUCCUUCUUCUCACUGUAGUUUGCUGUGCUACUUUUUUUACGUUUUCACCUAUUCUCACCAUAUUCUUUUUAGUGAGUCGCUUCAUAUUUGCGUUGGAUGGUUUUAGUCGGGCACCUUGAAACGUUAGUUACGUUCUUAGUGUGUUUUUAAUCCGAAGUGGUAGUGUGAUAGUGGUAGUGGUAAGUCAUAUUUUAGUUACUCUGCUUGUUUACUCUCCUGCACCAUGCUCUGCACUAUUUGCUCUUAGCUGUUUAUUACUGGUCGCUCUCGUCGUUGUCGCUCUCAUGCGCAUGUGGUUUGUCCACCGUGUUUUAGAACCCCCUCCCCUCUCUCUCUUCUGUGUGUUCAUGUCGUUGUUUCCGUGGCAAUCACAAUAUCUUGGUGUGUGACGGAGUAUUAUCAUUACAAUUAUUAUCACCACUUUUCUACUACUCCGUUGUUAUCCCAAGCUCCCUUUUCGACGGGGCUAACCCCCUCAAGCUGGUGCAGGUGAGGUGUGGCUUUUUUUGGAUGUUCGCUUUAUUUUUCCCUAGUGAUGACGACUGUUGUGUUCUCUCGUGUUUGCCUUUAUUUGCGCCUUGUUCAUUCCUUUGCUGUAAGUUGGCCAGAGCUUUCUGGACCUUACUUUUUUUACUAUCAUCCCUGUGUUCUUUCACGUGUUGGUGUUUUGCCAGUGUUCCUCUUUUUUGCACAACAUUGUGCCCUAGGUUCCUCUCCACACAACUAACCUUGUUUUCGGCCAUCACAAAACUGCACACACCGUUAUCUACUCUCAGCUAUCAAGACUGUUUGAUACUAUAUAUAUUUUCCCGUCUUGUGACAACUGAAAUCGCUACAGAGAAGUCUGAUCACCUUUGAUUCAACAUUCAUUCAAAAAGACGAUCACCUUUGAAUAAGUAUUCAUCCGAAAAAAUCUA